Molecule: messenger RNA, 513 nt
Organism: Durusdinium trenchii
Lineage: Eukaryota; Dinophyceae; Suessiales; Symbiodiniaceae
Source: the annotation of a GenBank genome assembly
AUGACCAAGGGGGCGCUUGCUGCCAGCGGCUUGGCUGUGACACUUCUGCUGUUGAAGUUGAAACGAGGUGAGAAAUCGGACCUCGGCUCUCCUCGCAAAGCUUCGCGCCGCAGUUGGUCUGGGCUGCUGGGCGGCUCCGCGGAAGCACCCGAAGAGCCGAGCGAGCAGCUGCUGGCAGCGUUACCCGAGCUGCUGGAUGCUUUGCGCAGACUUCCUCAGUCCUUGGAUGAUGUGCGGGAGCUCAUGGAGCUGUUGAAGACGACGCAGGAGCUGAGCCAAGACCCCGAAUGGCUCCAACGACGCGAUGAACCGGUCACGGACUUGGCUUCGUGGCUCUAUGACGGCGCGACAAUUUUAAAGCCUCAGGCCAUGGUGGAGCUCUCCUCACGCCGCCAAGUUUUCAUCGGGAAGUUGGAGGAGCUCCACGACCUCAAAUGGGAUGUGCCCUUUGAUGCGGAAGAGGAAGCCAUUCAUCAGAACAAGAUCGCGCGGGAUGCCGCAGGGAUGGAGUGA